Molecule: messenger RNA, 543 nt
Organism: Juglans regia (Persian walnut)
Lineage: Eukaryota; Viridiplantae; Streptophyta; Magnoliopsida; Fagales; Juglandaceae
Molecular function (GO): metal ion binding
Source: RefSeq, a predicted model, not a curated record
AUGGAUUACUCCUCUGCAGAAGUGACGUGUGUUCUUAAAGUGAAUUCACAAUGUGAGACGUGUAAGAGGAAGGUGAUGGAAGUCUUGCAGAGCCUGCGUGGAGUUUACAACAUAACGAUGGAUGUUGAUCAAGGGACAGUGAAAGUUAUUGGGAGUAAUCCAAAUGUACUUCUGAGGGUGUUGGAAAGAUAUGGUAAACAUGCAGAGGUAAAAUGGAUUAGAUUUGAAGGUGAGGUCAGGGAAAGAGGUUAUAAUUAUUAUGGAGAAAAUGGAUUUGUUCCUUCUCCAUAUCAUGGGAUGUCAUGCAAUUAUCCAGUGUUGGGAGCUCGGUAUGAUUACCCACCAUAUGGAGGAGGGCUUGACCACUAUCCAUUGUAUGACACCUGCAGCCACAUCCUUCCACCACCGUUGCAAAUGUAUGGGCCAUCACUGUCGCCACCGACAAUUUAUCAUCCAGUAGCGCUGCCCUUUUUUCCUGUCCCAUUAGGACCCCAAUCAAAGCCCAGAGUGGAUAGCAAUUAUGAAAGUUGCAUGCAGAUGUGA